Molecule: messenger RNA, 968 nt
Organism: Vitis riparia (riverbank grape)
Lineage: Eukaryota; Viridiplantae; Streptophyta; Magnoliopsida; Vitales; Vitaceae
Product: BTB/POZ domain-containing protein At4g08455
Exons: 2
Coding region: 32-826 (264 amino acids)
Biological process (GO): proteasome-mediated ubiquitin-dependent protein catabolic process; regulation of proteolysis
Cellular component (GO): cytoplasm
Molecular function (GO): ubiquitin protein ligase binding
Source: RefSeq, a predicted model, not a curated record
AAGAUAUUCGGUAGCUCAAAGCUGUCAAACAAUGCACCGACGCCGUUGUACGGCAUCGACAUCGGCGUCUGAAUCCGAAACAGAGACCGAGACGGAGCUAAUGAGGUGCAUAUCGUGUCGGGAGGACUACAGCAGAAUUGACGCCGGCACGUGCAAGGAGUGCUACGAGGAAGCCAGCGAGACCGAGGAAGAGCUUAAGCGUGAGAUCGAAGAACUCAAAGCCAAAGUCGCCUUUCUCCGAUGUUCGUCUCCUCUCGACCACUCUCACCGCCGCUCCUUUUCCGACGUCGUUUUGGUUGCUUCCAGUGAUGACUCCGCCGCAUCGGCUGCGCCGGUUCCGGCUCAUAAGUCCGUUUUGGCAAGCCGUUCCCCGGUUUUCAAAGCAAUGCUUGAGAAUGAGAUGGAGGAAAGCCUGAGCGGCACCAUCAAGAUUAGCGAUGUAUCAUAUGAAGCCCUUCGCUGUUUUGUCAACUAUUUAUACACUGCUGAAGCAUGUCUUGAUGAGCCAAUGGCUUGUGAUCUUCUAGUAUUGGCUGAAAAAUAUCAAGUGAAGCAUCUCAAGGCAUAUUGCGAGAAGUUCAUGGUGUCCAAAUUGAACUGGGACAAUUCGGUUAUUAGCUUUGCUUUUGCACAUCAGCACAAUGCCAAACUCUUGAUUGAUGCAGCUUUGUCAGUAAUCACCGAUAACAUGGACAAGCUAACGAAACGGGAGGAGUAUAUAGAGCUUGUGGAGAAGGAUCCUCGCCUCGUUGUGGAAAUCUAUGAAGCUUAUCUCUCAAAACAGGUCAAUACUGCUGCACACAAGGAUUCUUCUCUGAGGCCAUGAAUGGUUUUGUUGGUUUUCUGUUACCGAAGCAAAGAUUGUCCUUCAGUUAAUAUUAGAUUUUGAUCAGUGUUCGAUGUAUAAUGAACUCCAAAUGUAAAUUAAUUUUUCAAUUGGAUGAAGUUGUGAUUAUUACUUGUUUUAA